AGAAAUCGGUGUCCACGGAUCUCGUCGGUAACUCGUGUCGGUCUGAGCUGAACAUAAAUCACCGUGUCGUUUCUUUAAGUCACGGUUCGGUCUCGUGUCUGUUGACGGUAAACAUGACGUCAGUGGCGGAAGCUCGUGCUGCGCGGCUCCCGGCCGCAGACAACCCGCUGAAGAUGGUUAAAGCCACCGCAGGUGUGAGGAGAGCUGCUCUCGGAGAGAUUACCAACUGUCCUGGAGCAGCAGUCAACACCAAGAGGACCGGAGCGACCAAAGCCAAACCAUCUUGUGCCCAGAAAGUGAAGCCUGUGGUGCCUCCAUCAGUCCAGGUCGCAGCACCUGCAGAUCCCCUCCCCCCAGUGUCAGAGGAGUCAGCUGACGUGUCCAUGAAGGAGGAGGAGGAGCUGUGCCAGGCGUUCUCUGAGGCGCUGCUCACCGUGCAGGACGUGGACGAGCAGGACUCAGACCUGCCGCAGCUCUGCUCAGAAUACGUCAAAGAUAUCUACAGAUAUCUGCACGUCCUGGAGGCGCAGCAGGCUGUACGAGCCAACUACAUGCAGGGUUAUGAGAUCACUGAACGCAUGCGAGCUCUUCUGGUGGACUGGCUGGUCCAGGUUCACUCCAGGUUCCAGCUGCUGCAGGAGACUCUGUACCUCACAGUAGCCAUCCUGGAUCGUUUCCUCCAGGUCCAGCCAGUCUCUCGCAGGAAGCUGCAGCUGGUUGGUGUGACCGCCAUGCUGGUGGCCUGUAAAUAUGAAGAGAUGUACGCUCCAGAGGUCGGAGACUUCGCCUACAUCACAGACAACGCUUUCACAAAGUCUCAGAUUCUGGAGAUGGAGCAGCUGGUUCUGAGGACGCUCAACUUUCAGCUGGGACGUCCUCUUCCACUACACUUCCUGAGACGAGCCUCCAAGGUGGCGAAUUCUGACGUAGAGAAACACACGCUGGCCAAGUAUCUGAUGGAGCUGACCCUCCUCGACUACGACAUGGUGCACUAUCGACCCUCUGAGGUCGCUGCUGCUGCGCUGUGUCUCUCCCAGCUGCUGGUCGACGGGCUGCCGUGGUCUCCCACUCAGCAGCACUACUCCACUUACGACGCGGCCCACCUGAAGCCCAUCAUGCAGCACAUCGCCAAAAAUGUGGUGACUGUAAACAGGGGGAAGACAAAGUUCCAGGCCGUCAGGAACAAGUACUCGAGCAGCAAGCUGAUGAAGAUCAGCCUCAUCCCUCAGCUGAAGUCGUCCAUCAUCACCAACAUGGCGGCUCCUCUGCUCAACAAUCCUUGAAGCCAGCUUUAAAUUUUAUCAGUGGACAUUUCACUCGCACUUUAUUUUAGAUUGAUCUCAAUCUGUGGAGAAACUUCUAGUUUUUAAUAAAAUGUUUUUAAUUUUUGAUGA
Epinephelus moara (kelp grouper) is the source of this 1394-nucleotide messenger RNA. RefSeq names its product G2/mitotic-specific cyclin-B2-like. Gene Ontology annotation, cellular component: nucleus; cyclin-dependent protein kinase holoenzyme complex; cytoplasm. The transcript has 8 exons. Bases 114 to 1283 code for a protein of 389 amino acids. The record is from RefSeq and is a predicted model, not a curated record. Gene Ontology annotation, biological process: regulation of cyclin-dependent protein serine/threonine kinase activity; mitotic cell cycle phase transition. Gene Ontology annotation, molecular function: cyclin-dependent protein serine/threonine kinase regulator activity. NCBI's taxonomy places the organism in Eukaryota, Metazoa, Chordata, Actinopteri, Perciformes, Serranidae.